AUGUCGUCACCGACGUCAACAAAACAGCGUCAAAUUACAUCCUUUUUUCAAAGCAAAAAACAAAAAACGUCUGAAGUUGUUAGAAAUCAUGUAGAUAGCUCAAAUAAUUUGUCCGUUCAUGUAUCUCAUGAUGAAGAAAACUUUAAUCCAACUCAAGAAUUUAUGUCACCAGAAGUGACAGAAGUAUCUACUUCCACCACCACGACAGCUGAAAAUGAAACAAUUUUGAAAUGUAAUUUACUUUGUUGUACAUGUGAUGGUCGCUACGUUCCCGAAAAUUUUUCACUUUUAAAAUCAACAAAUGACAAACGUAGUUGUCAAUUAGGAUGGUUCAACAAACAUGAUUGGCUUUCGUAUUGCCAAAGUAAUGGAAAGGUGUAUUGUUAUUAUUGUCGAAAGGCUUAUCAGAGUGGUUAUCAUCCACAAGUAAAUAAAAUGUCUGAUUAUUCGUUCACAGUGCGUGGAUUUAAUUGCUGGAAAAAUGCUUUAGCUAAAUUUGAAAGGCAUGAAAACAGCCAAUGUCAUACUGAUUGUAUAUAUUUAGUAAAACAACAGUGUAAACCAUCGGUGGCAGCGCAAAUCAGUUUAGUACAUCAAAAUCAACAGGCACAGCGAAGAAAGAUGCUGUUGGUUCAAUUAAAAUCAAUCAAGUUUUUGUUACGACAGGGUUUGGCUUUGCGUGGUCACACUGAAGAAGAAGGCAAUCUAAUACAAGUAUUAAAGUUGAAACAAGAUGAUAUUAGUGAAUUAUCCUCAUGGAUAAACGAAGGAACUUACUUAUCUCAUGAUAUAAUAAAUGAAAUAUGUGAACUUAUAUCUUUGACAAUUAUUCGAGAAUUAUUGAAAGAGAUCAGACAUCGUAGAUUUUAUAGUAUUAUAUGUGAUGAAGCGACUGAUGAAGCCGGUCUUGAACAGCUAUGUUUUACAAUUAGAUCCGUUGAUGAUCAGUUCAUGGUGCAUGAAGAUGUUAUUGGGCUAUACCAGCUGACAUCUCAAAAUGCCGAACAUAUCACAGAAGUUAUACUUGAUAUUUUAGUUCGGUGUGGUUUAGAUAUAAAAUUAUGUCGAGGACAAGGUUAUGAUGGAGCUGCAACGAUGGCCGGCCAUGUGUCUGGCGUAUCAUCAAGAAUUAAAAAUUUAAAUUCGAAAGCUUACUAUGUUCAUUGCAAUGCACAUUCAUUAGAUCUGGCACUACAAGAUGUUACACGUGAUUCACCAUUUGUGGCAUCUGCCUUAGAUAUAACCAAUGAUAUUGUCAAUUUUAUCACAAAAUCUCCGAAACGUUUAAAUCUAUUAGAUAAAUUGACCGGUUUAAAUUCUUAUUCAAACUUAAAACCAUUAUGUCCUACUCGAUGGACGGUGCGAGCAUCAUCAAUGGAUUCAUUAGUUAUUAAUUAUGACUUAGUUAAAUUAUCGUUGGAUGAAAUUAGUGUUGAAGGUGGUCCGCCUUCUAUCAAAGCGAACGGAUUUCUAGAACAAAUGCAGAAGUUUUCUACGUAUUUUGGAUUAAAAUUAGUCUUUUCUGCUGCAGAAGAAGUUUCGUGCUCAUUACAACGAAUUCAAAAUUGUUUACAAGAUAUUUUGUGUGCAAUUAAAACGUUAACAAAAUAUUUACAAAGAAUUAAUUGUAUAGAUUAUUUUAACACGUUUUAUGAAUUAAUAUUGAAAGAGGCUGAAUCAUUAACAGAAGAACCAGUAUUAACACGUCUUAGGAAACCUCCGAGACGUUAUAUUGGUACAAUACGUGCACCAACAGUUUAUCAAAGUUCGUAUGAUAUGUAUCAACAGCAAUAUUUUUACGUUAUCAAUAGUGUGUUAAAUGCAUUAGAUUUACGCUUUCAACAGUCUGUGUUCCCAUUAUUAUGUAAAGUAGAAGAAUUUAUCAUAGCAGCUGCGAAUGGUACACAAGAUGAUGAUAAUAUUAAUAUUGAAAGUAUUGUUGAAUUUUUAAAUGAUGAUAUUGAUAUUACACGUUUAAAGUGUGAGUUGAAUUUAUUACCUGAUUAUUUUUCAACUAUUAACUUAGAAAAAAAUUUCGGCUUAAAAAAGAUUUCAAAAAUUCAAACUGUUUGCGAUUUACUCAAUGCACAAUCUAUUGGGAAAUCUAUGUUUCAUGAAUAUUGUAAAUUAUUGCGUUUAUAUUUAACAGUUCCCAUUACAACGGCUACAGCUGAACGAUGUUUCAGUGUUAUGAAUAGAAUAAAGACAUAUCUACGAUCAACAAUGACACAGCAACGUUUUAAUCAUGUCCUUAUUCCUCAUGUUCAUAAAGAAAAAUUAGAUCAGUUAGACUUGAACAGCAUUUGUACUGAUUUUAUUGCAAAAAAUCAGAGUAGAAAAGCCUUUUUUGGACAUGAAUAA
Molecule: messenger RNA, 2361 nt
Organism: Rotaria sp. Silwood2
Lineage: Eukaryota; Metazoa; Rotifera; Eurotatoria; Philodinida; Philodinidae
Source: the annotation of a GenBank genome assembly